AUGAUAGCCCUCCUGAACAAGGACUUCAACAAGCGGUCAGCGCCAAACAGCCAAGAAGUAUGGAACCACCAUGUUUGCAACCAACUGGACGUUACAGACGAACUGCGGAAUCAGCUACGGGAAAAAGAAGAAUCCCAGCCCGAACGGAGUGCCAACCAAGCUCUUCAUCCCUCCGGCGUCUAUAAAUUGGUCACACUCGUCGUGCAGGAUAAAGACUUUGUUCUGAACGUGUCUCAGUGA
Necator americanus (New World hookworm) is the source of this 240-nucleotide messenger RNA. RefSeq lists its product as uncharacterized. NCBI's taxonomy places the organism in Eukaryota, Metazoa, Nematoda, Chromadorea, Rhabditida, Ancylostomatidae. The record is from RefSeq and is a predicted model, not a curated record. Bases 1 to 240 code for a protein of 79 amino acids. The transcript is spliced from 3 exons.